AUGAGCCACGAAAAUCAGGAGAACUACGAUGAUUAUAACGGAGACCACGACAAUAAAUAUGACCAGCAGUACGACGAAUCAAGCCGAGGCGAUGAUUUUGGUGGAUAUGGUCGAGGAGGGUCGUCAAGCGGCAGAGGUAGAGGAUUUAAUGGACCGCCAGGCGGUGCUGGAAGUUUUUUCGGUGUUCCCCCAGCUGCACGUGGUCGAGGUGGACCAGGGAUGGCUCCUCCAGGAUUCGCAGGUAGAGGUCGUGGAUUUGCUACACCAGGUAUGAGCAGUGGUUUUGCUCCGCGCGGUCGCGGUAUGCCGCCAGGUCGUGGUGGAUACAUGCCUCCAUACAGAGGAGGUUAUGGUGUUGCACCAAAUGGAGGUCCAGGAGCGUACGGAGGGCCUUAUAACGGAGGUCCUGGAGCAUAUGGUGCUCAAGCACCAGGGCCGAAUCCACAAGAUCAGGAGCAACGUCUGAAGAGACUUUCGGGAUGUGAAGAAGGACAAGAGUUAUGGGUUGAAACUGAGACAGCUGAAGGAAAAAAGUAUUUUUAUCAUCCAGUUAACAGGAACACAAUUUGGGAGCGACCACAAAACGCUAAAAUAGUCACUCAACCAGAAUUGGCUCAACUCAUUCAUAGAGCCACGGAAGAGGAAAAGAAUCGUGAAGGUAUGCAAUUGCAUUCAACUUUUAGCAUUUGAUGUUUUUGAUUCCAUCUUUUUGCACAUUUAUAAUUAAUUUUCAGAAGGUUAAGUUUAAACCUGGCACAGAAAUUUCAGAUUCUUAGGUUCAUCUCUCCAUAAGAUUAUGUCGCUCUUCUAGUCGUUCCUCUUCAUUGCUGUCAAAGCUGAAACGCGUUUGUUAGAAAAGUUUGAUAAUAAGUUUGGAAAAAAGAAACAUAAAAAUCAGUGGUAAUAAUCAAAAAGUCCGUAUUGUAUCACAGCCACAGGAAAAAAUUGCGGAACAACUACCGAUUUACGAGCUGCGAGAAGGACAUUCUAUGCCGUGCGAGCAUCAUGCCAUCCACUAAUGUAGCGAAUGCCACAUGGUCAAAUCCCACAAAAUCCUGAUGAUGCCUGGAAUGAGUUUAAUGCCCCGGAUGGCCGGAAAUACUACUUCAAUUCGAUAACACAAGAGAAUACUUGGGAAAAACCAAAAGCUCUCAUCGAUCAAGAGAAUGGAGGGGGAGCGUCUCCCGAACCUGUACAGUCGGCUGCUAUCGCUGAAGCUCAAGCCAAAGCACAAGCGGCGCUGGCAGCUUUUAUGGCUCAACAGAAAACUUCUUCCAAUGGCGGAGGUGGAAUGCCAUUGUCUAAAGCACAAGCUUCAGGUGCAGCUGCUGCAGCUGCGGUAAACGCCGAAGCUGCUAAAAAGAAAGAUUCGACUCGUCCCAUUAGCAGCACUCCAGUCAGUGGAACUCCAUGGUGUGUUGUUUGGACCGGUGAUGACAAGGUAUUCUUCUACAAUCCUUCUACGAAGUGCUCUGUUUGGGAACGUCCACCAGAUACAUAUGGACGCGAAGACGUUGACAAACUAGUUCAGAAUCCUCCAUCUCCAAAAGCAGAAGAAGAAAAUAAUCAGUCUAAAAAAGAAAGCGAGUCAGAAUCUGAGUCUGAUGAGGAUGGUCCUCCAAAAGCUAAGAAAAGUCGAGCUGAAAAGAAGAAGGAAGCUUUGAUUGCUGCUCAAAAGAAGGAGAAGGAACGUCCUCGCCAAAUGCUUCAGAAACCAGUUGAUCCUGCAAUUGAGGCUGAGAUGCAAGCUGCAAAGGAAAGAGAGAAAGUUCCAUUGGAGGAGAGACUGAAACAGUUCAAGGAAAUGCUCGAAGAAAAAAAUGUUUCCACAUCAAGCACGUUCGAGAAGGAACUUUCAAAAAUUGUUUUCGACAAACGUUACCUGUCUCUUGGGGCUACUGAGCGUAGAGCUUGCUUCGAUGCUUUUUGCCGGGAAAAAAUUGAAUCUGAGAAAGCUGAGAGAAGAAAACGGGUCAAAGAAGCAAAGGAAGAAUUUCAAAAGUUACUUGCUGAGUGCGAACUCAAUGGACGGUCAUCGUAUUCUUCAUUCACUUCAAAGUUCGGAAAAGACCCUCGUUACAAAGCAGUUGAAAGAAAUCGUGAUAGAGAAGAUGCUUUCAACGAUUUUGUCGGCGAAUUGCAUAAGAAGGAAAAAGACGAGAAACGUGCUAAGAAAGAAAAACUGAAAGCAGCUUUUGUGAAACUUUUGGAAGAGCAGACUGGUCUCACGCGCAAAUCUAAAUGGUCAACCACGAAGAAAACACUUGAAGAUGAAGAAAGAUACAUUGCUCUCGAUAGUAGUUCUACCAGAGAAUCUCUGUUCCGAGAAUUUGUGGCGAAUCUUGGAGAUGAAACAGCAUCGGAUAUCGAAGAAGAGCAGGAACGUGAGAAGCGUCUUGCUGCUCAAACGGCCAUUGCAAACCGUCAGAAAGAAGUUGAAGCCGAACUUGGUAAUCAACUGCGAGAGCGCACAAAAGAAAGUGAGAAACAAAAGAUGGGCGAACACGAGGAUACCUACCGAAAUCUUCUAAUCGAUCUGAUAAAAUCUACCGAAAACAGUUGGCACGAGGCUCGACGCAUUCUUCGAAAAGAUGAACGCUAUGCAAAUUGUGAUAUGUUGGAUAAAACUCGCAAAGAGUCGCUCUUUGAUGAUCAUAUCAAAAGUUUGGAAAGAAAGCGUCGUGAGGCUUUCUUCCAAGUUCUAGAUAAUCAUGAGAAGAUCACACCAAUGAUGCGCUGGAGAGACGCUAAAAAAAUCAUUCAAGACGAGGAAGAGACUUUCGUAAAAAUUGCUAGCAACUCGGAGAGGAAAGUUGAGAGAGAUUUCCGAGAUUGGCAGGAGAGACGGCACGAUCACCUUACUGAUGAAUUCAAGGAGAUGCUUUCUGAGACAAAAAUCAUCACGCAUAAGUCGAAAAAAUUGAUGGAAGAAGGUGAACAGCACAUGGAUAUUUUGUCAGUUCUCGAAAACGAUAAGAGAUGGGUGCGGAUGACUGCUAUGAGUGCAUCAGAACGGGAUCGUAUGCUAGAAGAUCAUAUUGAAAACUUGGGCCGCAAAGGAACACCGCCUCCACCAACACAACAAGAGCGGGAUCGCAGAAAGCAAUAA
This is a messenger RNA of Caenorhabditis elegans, 3109 nucleotides long. RefSeq names its product Transcription elongation regulator 1 (gene tcer-1). The transcript has 8 exons. Bases 1028 to 3109 code for a protein of 693 amino acids. The record is from RefSeq and is marked reviewed. Gene Ontology annotation, molecular function: RNA polymerase binding. NCBI's taxonomy places the organism in Eukaryota, Metazoa, Nematoda, Chromadorea, Rhabditida, Rhabditidae.